UAGGCAGAGUAGUGUGAUAAGUGUAAGAGGGCAACUAUUGAGGGAGCCGAUGACUCUGAAUGCAGUUCGCAGAUGAGAAGUAUGUAUAGGUGAUGACGCAACGCUUAAAGUCAGCCCUUAUUCCUACGUUUUCUUCUUAGCCUUAUUAAAGUAUAGGUUUCCUUUCCUCUUCUAUCUCUAGAAAAUACUAUUAGCUUCUUAUCCAAGACAAUACUAGUACACCAAUGAACUCUAGAGUCCUCUAUGCUCUAUUAGCCACAAUUCGAAGGUGAAUAUUCCAAUUUUGAAUAUUCCAAUUUUUCUUCUACUCCCAGUCGUAUCAGUUACAUCUACACAUCAACCGCUACUGUCACGUACGUUCCAUUCCAGGGAUCAUCAUGGCUGGGCAAAUCAUUGUAGCCAGACAAAAGAAUAUAUUAGGCGAUCCAGACAGGGUUCGUCAUAUCAAAAACCGAGGAAAAGAUAUUUUCCACACUCUCAGUCAUACUUCUCAGCACCAUCUACAAACUCAGAUACCCGAACCAAUUCCCGGUGAUAUCAAUGAAAUCCACAGAACUAUUGAGGUGGAGCUUGAUCGCUCUCAAGUCCUUAGUGCUAUAGGUCGGGACAAGAGAUACGUCCCGAGGGAUAAACUUCAUGAUAUUCUCACCAUCGAGAGGGUUCGAACCAUCGUGGACCUGCCAUGUUUUGGGGAGUUCACAGACAAGAAUAAGUUAACCAUGCUUAUCUACUAUGGAUCAGUGGAUUUACAACCUCGUUUGAAGCUAUUGGCCGUGUUCAUUGGGAUUGAGAAGUUGGAAGAUUUCCCGAAAUGCAUCAAAGAGGGAAUGAACGACCAAUGCCUUCCAAUGACAGUUGACAAUACCGAUGAUGGUCAGAUGUCUCUCUUCUGCCAACACCACAAAACGCACCAUGAGACUAUCAAUGAAUAUCGUCGACCUAGUCACAGAACACAAUUUACGCAGUGGUCAUACAGUUUAAUCGCACCUUAUAUUACGUCUACUAAACGGAAACAUUCUCAUUACCAUCUACACGCCAGUGAUAUUUUCCCUAUGCCCUUUGGGAGAAAGCUACAGAGGCAAGAGAUGACCGUGCAAGACAACAAAACCCAAAUAAAGGAGACGGCGUUUGCGUAUGGUGGGUUUAGUGAAGUGUAUCAAGUCAAGAUUGAUAAGAGUCAUCAAAAUUUCAAAGAUAUCGGGAUACGCCAUCCCGAAGAAGUGUUCGCUUUGAAGAAGCUCAUCUCUCAUGACCGGAAUAACUUCAAUAUGGAACUCUCAUCCCUGUUAUUCUGUAUGGAUAAAUCCAUUAUCAAGAAUGCCGAUAAGCACAUAAUCCAACCUCUUGCAACCUUUGAAGUUGAAGAGCCCGCAGUUAGUGGAUCGACUUACUAUAUUCUCUUCGACUGGGCUGAGGGAAAUCUUAAUGAUUUCUGGAAGAAGAACGGUCAUCUCGUCGGGGCCAGGGACCAUUGUAGAUGGAUGUCUCGUGAAUUCUAUUCACUCUGUUUGGCGCUCGAGUGUGUUCAUAAUGAGCGCAAAGAGACAUUGAAGUCCAUCGACAAAAACACGCUCGAGAAAGAAUUAUUAGGAAGAUCUCAUGAUGCCGACGGCUUAUAUGGGCGUCAUGGAGACAUUAAGCCUGAUAACUUUCUUUGGUUCAGUUCACCUUCAUCGUCAAGGAGUUUAGGCCAGCUGACUCUAUCUGAUUUUGGGCUGGGAAGAUUACAUACCCAAGUUUCUCGAUCAAAUCAAGAUCCAAAGAAUAUCGCUAGGACAGAAACAUAUAAGGCGCCAGAGUUUGACCUGUCCGAUGGCAAGAUCUCUCGCGCGUCCGAUAUUUUUAGUCUUGGGUGUGUGUUUCUCGAAUAUGUUACCUGGUUUUUAUUAGGAAACGACAGCGUGACAAAAGAGUUCCCUACCUAUAGACUCGAACAAGAUAUCUAUACAUUCCAGUCAGAUACUUUCUUCAGUAUUCGCUCGGACAAACGUGGCAACCAGCGACCCUUUUUAAAAGAAAGUGUCAAACUUUGGAUCAAACAGCUCCAGGAGCACGAAAAUUGUAGUUGGUACUUACACCAACUCCUUGAUAUCAUAAGGGAUAAGAUGCUCGCGCCAGACCGCGGGAACCGGAUCCAUAUUAUGGAACUUAUAAAGGACAUGGAUGUGCUUCGCCAAGCAUGCGAAAGGAAUGACAGCUUCUAUUUGAAGACGAAAAGUGAAUCUUAGUUUUAUCAAUACUGUGCGAGGUGAUAUUCAGCAUCAAAAAUCACCAACCCCAAGCAGUGUCAAGAGACACAGGGCAAGUGCUGGUUAGGUAUAGCACAGGUUGGCGUUAAAGUUUUGAUACCAGUUUCCUCAUAUUCCACAACCAUAUAUUCCAGUAAGCCUCAUAAUCCUGAACGUUGAUAGCCAAGCUAAUCU
Molecule: messenger RNA, 2423 nt
Organism: Daldinia loculata
Lineage: Eukaryota; Fungi; Ascomycota; Sordariomycetes; Xylariales; Hypoxylaceae
Product: kinase-like protein
Exons: 2
Coding region: 378-2228 (616 amino acids)
Biological process (GO): peptidyl-threonine phosphorylation; peptidyl-serine phosphorylation
Molecular function (GO): protein serine/threonine kinase activity; ATP binding
Source: RefSeq, a predicted model, not a curated record